CGGGCAGCAGGGGGCAUUCUGCAUAUGGCCAGGGGCGGCGGGAGCAGCGGGGCGCGGGAGGGAAGGAGGGGGUUGCCCCGGAGCCGCGCUGGCAGGCCGAGCUGCGGGGCUGGGGCGGCUGCUGGGCCGCCACCGAGGGCGGCCUCCACCCCUUCGCUUUCGCUUUCCGCGCCGGGCAGGCUAGAGGAAGGCGAGGCCGGGGCCUGGAGGACCUCCGGCGUGCCCCGGGAUGGCUUCCUGAGGACGUGGCCGGCCGGGUUUUCUACCUUGGUGAAGUGUUGACUGGACAAGUGUUGACUUGAGAGCUGCUUUUAGGAUGUCUGAAGAUGACGAAAAAGUUAAGCUGCGUCGAAUUGAACCUGCCAUUCAGAAAUUCAUUAAAGUGGCAAUUCCAACAGAUUUGGAAAGGUUGAGAAAACACCAAAUAAAUAUUGAGAAGUACCAGAGGUGCAGGCUCUGGGACAGAUUGCACGAAGAGCACAUUAACGCAGGACGAACAGUUCAGCAACUCCGUGCCAAUAUGAGAGAAAUGGAGAAGCUCUGUUUGCGAGUCCGGCAGGAAGACAUCCCACUUCUGCAGAGAAUGAUAAACCCUGUUAAAGAGGAAGCUUCAUUUGCCAUAAAAGACUUCCUGCAGCUCCAUUCUGAAUCUGCAGAAGAACUGAAAAGGCAACUUGAAGGACAGGAGGAUACCUCUUUAACCAGAUCUGCAACUGUAGGAGGAGAAACUUCAUAUAACACAGAAGUGAAGGAUGGAUCCCAAAGUUUAAUCCAGAUCUCCUCCCGCCUUCCCGAAAUACCUCAGGAAGAAAAUGCAGCUGAGUCCUGGGAAACUUUAGAAGGGGACUUGGUUGAGCUUAGCCAGUUGGUGACUGACUUUUCCCUCUUAGUCACUUCUCAGCAGGAGAAGAUUGACAGGAUUGAAGACCAUGUCAACACUGCUGCUGUGAAUGUUGAAGAGGGAACCAAAAACUUGGGGAAGGCUGCAAAAUACAAGCUGGCAGCUCUGCCUGUGGCAGGUGCAGUCAUUGGAGGAGUGGUGGGGGGUCCCAUUGGUCUCCUUGCAGGCUUCAAAGUGGCAGGAAUUGCAGCUGCACUUGGUGGUGGGAUUUUGGGUUUCACAGGUGGAAAAUUGAUACAGAAAAGAAAACAAAAAAUGAUUGAGCAGGUCUCUUCCAGCUGUCCAGAGCUUUCUUGCCCAAGUGCCAAAAAAUCCAGCUGAAGCAGAGAUUCAUUACGACCAGGCACAAAGGUGUAGUAGCCACGCUAAUGACAGACUUUCAACCUUACGCUUCCAAUAAAAGGCCGAGUUGUGCGAGGGAUGAAACGGUAAUGGCAGAAUUUCUUUCUACACACAGUGACAUCAGGCCUUUGAAAACUGUAUGGAUAACUUUUAAUUAGAAAACUUUCUUGUGAGCUGUGUGCACAGCUGUAAUGAUGGGUGACAGGUGCUUCAUGCCAAGUUUGCACGGUGUCUUGCAGACACUGCAGAGCGGGGGGAUCUGGAAAACCCCAGUGCUUUGCCAUGAAGCUGGAGCUUUAUGAUACUGCUUUUAUUAAAGGAAAUAAGCUCCAUCACUCUUUCAGCUUUCUUUUAUUUAUCUGAAUUCCCAACCUUCUCCUGUGUGUAUUCCCAGGAUAAGACAGACUAUGCCUAUUCAGUAACACAAAGGGAAGUGUUAGCUGCUAUAAGGAAAGGUGAAAGUGUUGAGUGAGCCAUGUGGAAAAAGCCCUUUUCUAUAUCCCCCAUCUGCCUCUGUCAAAUCAGAUCAGCAUCACAAGCAGCUUUUCCUUUUUUCCCAGGUACUUAUUUUAAAACAAGAAGUAUAAAGUCCUCAUCCUUUUCAAAGUGCAGUUAAGAAUUAAACAGUCUAAGCAGCAACCCUGCAGGACUGCUGCUGGAGAAAGGUAAUUCUCCAUGGCUGUUCCACUCCUUGGCUUGCUGAGAACGCCAUACUGGAUGAAGUGCCACGCUUUGACAUUCUGAGCCUGAAGCCUCAGCUUACUUAAGCAGUACUUACUGCUGGAUGUUGCCCUUGCUUUUCAUCUGUCACCAGCAGCCCUCUGAGUGCCAAACAGCCCCUCCGGGAGGCAGUGCCACAGGCAGGCCUACUCCCUCAGUAGUCCUUAUGGAAGGGGGACACGGUGAACCAGUGAGGCCCUCUAAAUAGUGCCAGCAUCGGCUGAGACCCAACCAAUGGGACUGUUUUGAAAACAUCGACCUGAUAGGGUUUACAACAAGUAAACUGUGCUUGUUUGGGUCAGCAGCACACCUCCUGCAUGCUGUUCGGUCCUGAAACUGCUCCUUCCACCCACACAGCUUCUCAGCCUUUUCAAGAGUCCGGUCCACGCUGUGGAGCCUGUAUGGGGUAAAAUGCUGUUGGUGGUUUUGCUAGAUUUUAUAGUGGAUGUCUGUUACCAUCCUGAUUUUGCUGCUUAAGAAGCUUUUUGCCUCCGAAACACUCAUUGUUCAAUGUAAUACAUUUUGUCACCC
Dryobates pubescens (Downy woodpecker) is the source of this 2494-nucleotide messenger RNA. RefSeq names its product syntaxin 17 (gene STX17). Gene Ontology annotation, biological process: vesicle fusion; exocytosis; intracellular protein transport. Bases 317 to 1222 code for a protein of 301 amino acids. Gene Ontology annotation, molecular function: SNARE binding; SNAP receptor activity. The record is from RefSeq and is a predicted model, not a curated record. NCBI's taxonomy places the organism in Eukaryota, Metazoa, Chordata, Aves, Piciformes, Picidae. Gene Ontology annotation, cellular component: endomembrane system; plasma membrane; autophagosome membrane. The transcript has 8 exons.